Alternaria rosae is the source of this 876-nucleotide messenger RNA. RefSeq lists its product as uncharacterized. NCBI's taxonomy places the organism in Eukaryota, Fungi, Ascomycota, Dothideomycetes, Pleosporales, Pleosporaceae. The transcript is spliced from 3 exons. The coding region runs from base 1 to 876 and encodes 291 amino acids. The record is from RefSeq and is a predicted model, not a curated record.
AUGGCCAGUUCUCAGUCAUUAGAACCCUCGUUCGGCUGGGAACCUUCUGAUCAUUUCCUCCUAGAGAAAUGGGACCCAGAAUCAUCUCUACACCAGGACGCGCAAGAACAGAACCUUAUUAGAGCCUGGAUUAACCUCGGCGAGCGUGGUCGUUCGCUUUACCGCGAGCGAUGUGACGAUAUACCUCUUCCUCAAUAUAUUCCUUCAAACUUAUCGGUCUUUGAGAAGCGUCGCAAGGUGACAGACUCAGGCGAGUGGGAUACUGCUGCUAGUGCUAUAUGGAUUCGAACAUGGUAUGGCAAUGAAGCACGUCUCGGGGAAGGAUCGGGUGAAGACAUUGUCACUCGUGCAGGUGCCGACGAGGCAUAUCUUCGCUUAUGGCGGACAGCCUUGCAUCCUUAUCAGCACCAUUACGAAUUUGAUGCGGCUAUGUUUGGGCCUUUCAUCUUCGACGACAACGAUGCCGCAUAUGGAGUGGCGGCAGGGGACGCAGACGAUGAAGUCGAGCUGAUGGAUGGCAUACCCUCUUUUAUCUUAAGCGCCCUAAUGCGAUGUCCCGACGCGAUAGAAGGAAGUAGUGAGCGUGAGAUAAUGGAGGAGGACGAUCACACAGAAUUGCAACAAAGCUUACUUGUCGUGGUCGCAGACCGCGAGGCAUGCGAAGAGGGAUGGAUACUGCUGAUUGCCCUCAAUCAUAGAGGCCAGGCAUUGCACAUGCGUGUGCGCUGCAAGGCUUAUCAGGUUUGGGAGCAGGUCAACCAUUUCAGAGAUGGAGGCGACCCGUUAGAUAUCACAGAAAGCAAAAAGAAUGUAGUCGACUACCUGGAUGGCAAUCGAUCAGGUGAUGGAUGGGACGAAGACGAACCUCAGGCUUAG